AUGGUCCUCUUCUUCUCGUCCAACGCGCUCGGCGACGACAAGCCCGUCGUCAUCUACGCAGGCAAGGACAAGUUCGAGAACGAGGAGCUCCUCAAGCACUUUAUCCCCGAGCAGGACGUCUGGGUUCACGUCGACAAGCUCAGCUCGCCGCACAUCUACCUGCGCAUGCCCGAGGGCAUGGAGUGGGACAAGAUUCCCGAGAAGCUCCUCCUCGACGCCGGCCACCUGUGCAAGGCCGGUUCGAUCCAGGGCAACAAGGUCGGCGUCACCAUCAUCUACUGCCUGGCGACCAACAUCCUCAAGCGCGGCGACUUUGCGACGGGCUCGGUCACGUUCCACGACCCGCGCAAGGUCCGCCGGUUCCGCAUCGACGAGCGCGAAAACGCCGUCGUCAACCGCCUCAACAAGACCAAGCGCGAGGUCGAGGUCGACCACGAAGCCGAGCGCACCCUGCGCGACUCGGCGCGGCAGCGCGCAAAGCGGCUCGCGGCGACCGAGCUGCGCAACGCCGAGCUCGCCGUCGCGCGCGCGCGCAAGGCCGACGUCGAGGCCAAGAGCUACGAGCGGCUGCAUCGAGGCGAGGGGACCGAGGCGUGGGAGGAGGACCGGUGGGAGGCGAGUCGCAAGGAGGGCGAGUUUGACGGCGAGGAGGACUUUAUGUAG
Molecule: messenger RNA, 663 nt
Organism: Rhodotorula graminis WP1
Lineage: Eukaryota; Fungi; Basidiomycota; Microbotryomycetes; Sporidiobolales; Sporidiobolaceae
Exons: 7
Coding region: 1-663 (220 amino acids)
Source: RefSeq, a predicted model, not a curated record